This is a messenger RNA of Aspergillus saccharolyticus JOP 1030-1, 8235 nucleotides long. RefSeq names its product putative translational activator. The transcript is spliced from 7 exons. Gene Ontology annotation, molecular function: protein kinase regulator activity. Lineage: Eukaryota; Fungi; Ascomycota; Eurotiomycetes; Eurotiales; Aspergillaceae. The record is from RefSeq and is a predicted model, not a curated record. Bases 75 to 8105 code for a protein of 2676 amino acids. Gene Ontology annotation, biological process: cellular response to amino acid starvation; regulation of translation. Gene Ontology annotation, cellular component: cytosol.
UUUUAUGACAACAUCAUCGGUCCCCAUUUGUCAAUUGUCUUGUCACGCCGGCAUGCUUCAGUCCAUCACUUAACAUGGACGACUUCCCAUGGGACCAGGUGGAUUCCGGCAACCUGGAGAGUCUGCAGGUCGUUCUCUUCUCGAGUUCGACUGCUCGCAGAAUCCGUGCUCUCCAGGAGCUCCGCGAUAGAAUCGCUUCCACGUUACCUUCUCAUAUCCGUCAGCCUGUCAUUGGCCUUCUUUUCAAAACUUAUCCUCGCUAUGUCGAUCGUCCCUCGCGCCAGGCCGUUCAACAAUGUCUCCGCGAGCUGCUCAAGGCUCCCGUGCCGACCGAUGACUUGAAAUACUUCACGCAGAAACUGCAGAACGAAGCUGCGAAACCCGCACUGGCUCCCGGUCCGGCCUUGGUGCUUGUCGAAUGGUGCUCAAUUGUGCUACAGGUCUUGGCUGAGGACCCCGAGGCCCCGCUGUCGGCCGCUCUGGACACAAUUGCGGUGGACGCGAAGGCCCUGAAUAUCUGUCUGGCUGCUGCUGGUCCCAAGCAGGCUGUGAAAGUUUCCGCUCUUCGAGUCACUAGGCGUGCGCUACGUGCUGUCUUUGGCUCCGUUCCUUGGGGUGAAGAUGCAAUCCGUCAGUCUGUCCAGCGGUUGACCAGCGACACUGCCGCGGGACAAAAGAAUGCACCCUUGCUUGGCGUCAUCUCCGGGGUCUGCGCUCGUCUCCCCUCCAGGAAGCCAAUCCUGGAGGAGCAAAAGAAAGCCAUCAUUGCCUUUUACAUCAAAGAACUGGUCGGUGCCAAGUCUGCUGUGCCAUCUCAUAUCGCCGAUGCAUUGGGCGACUUCUUCGUCGCUUUCGUUACUUAUGAAGAUGUUGCGUCCGAAUUAACGCCCCCUAUCGAAAAGGCCAUGCUGCGGUCCCCCGAAGUGGUCCUGAGUGGCUUGCUUUCAUCUCUCUGCUCCUCGCUGCCGGAUGGAUUUGAUCUUGCGGAGCUUCUACAUUCUCGACUAUUGAAGCAUCUUUUGUCGAGUAUGAAGUCAGCCAACCCAGCAAUCAGACAAGGUGCCGUCCGUUCCUUUGAAGGCCUACUUUCCAAGUCUAAGAAUGACAGCCUUCUGCUGAAGGUCACUAGCGAAGUCGUUGGUCCUCUCAAAACUCAAAAGAUUACCAACCCGGAACAACGUGCCGUGUACGCGCAAGCCGUUGCUGCUAUCCUGCCUUCUGUCGACAUUUCAAAAGAAGUGAUUCAAGGUCUCGUCCCUGUUUUCUCGCGUGAAUCCAACGAAGCCGCCUUGGAGCAGGAAAUUAAAUCGUUCUGCAGGCAUUUGGCAUUCCUUGUACAAUCCAAAGUCAGGAUCAACGACGAUGUCGUUGGUGCAAUCGUCAAGGGCUCCUCCGAUAAACGGGUACCUUUCAAGAAGCUCUGGCAGCUUAACGUCAGCGAAGUAUUCUGGCAGGUAGAAUCGUCGACUUUGGAAAGUGUCGAGGUUGAACCGCUCGUCAACAAGUACCUCGCCAAGAUGAAAGAACUGUAUACUGAGGUCUUCACCAAUCCUUUGCCUUCUGCUCAGGGCGGAUCUUUAUCUACAGCUUACAUCUACCUUGCCCUAUUGAAGCGUUCCUCUUCCCUCUCAGGUUUCAAUGCGGCAGCCUGGGACGAGACUAUAGCGCAGACAUUAAUGCUUAGCCCCAAGCCAUCUUUCUUGGUCAACCCCAAGGCAUACUCUAAACUAGCUUCUCAGGCCGAGCUUCAGUGGGCAGUAAGAGCACUUGCUGCAGUUACCACUAGCUCCAAGUUUGACGAUGCUGAAGAUGCAGCCAAGACUGCAUGGGCCCAGGCUUUCAUUUACAGUAUCACUGCACCUGCACUUCACACUAGCUUCCGUGACGAAUCUGCACGCGCACUGACCGAGGUCUAUCUGAAGAAUGUGGCUAGCAUCAGCCGGACUAUUAUUGAUGGCCUAUGGGCUUGGAUUCUUGCUUUCAGAACAGGCGAAAAGGAAUCUGCGCCAGUUUCCGCGGGUCUCGAGAGUGAAAAACACCUUCAUCUCGUUGUGAAGGCCAUUUGUCCGCCUUCUUCCAUAUUGCAAGGCGUGGAAAAUAUUACAGCUGAUCUGAAAAGCCAGCUUGUCAAUCUGCUUCUCCUUUGUCGACCUGAAUUGAUUCCGAAUGCAUCGUGGAUCACCCUGUGUCUUAGAACCGGUACUGAUCCUGGUGAUUUGGUGCGCGAACUUGCAGACGAUUGUUUGAAGCAAUUGACUCGUGUGCAGGAGGAUCCCGUACAGUCCAAGGUCCCUCAACUCAAUGCCGCUAUUUGGAGCGCAGCCGGCGAACUGGCCUUUGUAGCUCCGGAUGCUAUGGUACCUAGACUUGUUGCUCAAAUUCGGGAGGACUUGGAUGUAUCGCGUGUUUCAAAGUUCACCCCGACUGAUGUUGCCAUCGCACGCACUCCUGAGGGAACCAUGUUCGUUGAUGUGCUUAGCACCAAGUCAAAGCCAAGUUUCGAUAAGAACAACAAGGACUAUAAUAUCCUCAAGUGGGAGGAAGAGCUACGGGUGCAACUGGCAGAAAAGAAAGGUCAAAAGCCAAAGAAGCUUACUGCUGAUGAGCAGGCCAAGGUCAACGCUCAGCUUGCUAAAGAGUCUAAGAUCCGUGAAGAGGUUCUCGAGGAGAUUAAGAGAAUAGAAAGGGGAACUGGGAUCAUUCAGGGCCUCGCUAGUGGCCCAGCGAUUGACGCAGAUGGCUGGAUCAACCCUGCUGUGAGCGCCUUGCUUGCACUGGCAGAAGCUGGUGCAGGCUUGUUUGCUGGUGAUGUUGUUACCAAGGCCUAUCUCAAAUGCUCAGAAAAACUUUCUUCACGUCUCGGUCCCCUGCGGUCCUUCGUGGGUGUCGCAACUCUUCGCGCGAUCGGCCAGACACAUCUACCAACUGAGAUGGAGGCUGAGUCACUUGGGCAACUCGUCACCAGGAUCCUCUACCGUUUGCGCUUUGCGUCUGAACAACGCCCUCUCGACAUUUCGUCCUUGGCAUACGUUCUUCCCUUGCUGUUCUUGAUCCUCAGUCGAAAUGGAAUAGAGGAACAGAAAGGAGAAGAAGAAGGCGAGCAGGUUCUCCUUGCCAUUGAAGUUUUGUCUUUCCAUGCAAGCUCUUUUGCCGAUGACCGUCUUCCACGUGUUGAGGUUCUGAACCACUUGCUCUCAGCAAUGCAGAGAUACACCCAGCACUAUAAGCUUAUCAAGGAUACUCUUUUCGACUUUUGCAGGUCUAUCUCAUCAAAUAUCUCUAAGGAUGAGCUGGAUGUUCUGUUGAGGGGGACGAUUGUUUCUGAGGUGUCUGUGCGCACAUCUGUCCUACAGGUCAUUGAAGCUGAAAUCGACUUGACCGAUCUCGAUUUCUCGGAGCACAUAUGGCUGGAAUGUCACGACCAUGUCGAGGAAAAUGCAGAAAUUGCUGAGAGCAUCUGGGAAGAAAACGCGCUCGAGGUCGAUGAUGCCUCGUAUGGAAAGAUCAUUCCUUACCUCGCCUCGAAGGAUUCGCAUCUCCGCGGUGCUGCUGCUCGCGCCUUGGCCCACGCAAUCGAGUCAAAUCCCUCUGUCUUUGAUGGGAUUGUUUCGGAGCUGGAGGCAAAGUAUUGUGUCGAGGUUCAGCCUAAAGUUCCUGAGAAGGACAGUUAUGGAAUGCCCAAGAAAAUGGACCUGACCGACCACUGGGAAUUCCGCAGUGGCAUCGCUCUUGCAUUCGGUGCCAUGACGAAUCUAUUUGAGGGCGAGCAAGUUGUCGAAUUUCUGCGUUUCCUGAUUGAGAGAGGCCCACUGAUUGACAAGAGCUCCGUGGUCAGAUCCCAGAUGGCGGAGAGUGGUCGAUCCGUUAUCGGGGCACGUGGCCAGCAGGCGGUGGAAGAGCUCAUGAAACUCCUCGAGACUACAUUGGAAACAUCCGAUAAGGGUAGUGAAACUUCUGACCUCCUCAAUGAGGCUGUGGUCGUCCUAUACGGUUCCCUGGCGCAACAUCUCAAAGCAGACGAUCCCCGUCUGCAGACGGUCCUGAAGAAGCUCCUGGGCACUCUUCCUACGCCUUCAGAGAGCGUGCAGUCUGCAGUUUCCGGGUGCUUGCCACCCCUCAUUCGACUCUGCGGUCCUCAACAAAGCGGACAAUAUGUCAAGGAAAUGUUGGAUCAGCUCUUACAGUCCAAGAAGUAUGCUACUCAACGCGGUGCAGCCUAUGGACUCGCUGGUAUUGUCAGUGGCAGAGGUAUCUCUACACUGCGCGAAUUUCAAGUGAUGGCACAUCUUCAGGACGCUUCAGAGAACAAGAAAGAGCCGCAUCAGAGACAGGGUGCUUUGUUGGCGUACGAAUUAUUUGCGACCAUUCUGGGUCGUACUUUUGAACCAUACGUUAUCCGAAUCGUCCCGCAACUCCUCGCUAGCUUCGGAGAUGUGAAUGCAGACGUCCGUGAUGCCUGCCUUGAUGCAGCCAAGGCCUGCUUUUCGAACCUUAGCUCUUAUGGUGUCAAACAGAUUCUUCCCACUCUUCUUGACGGGCUCGAUGAUACACAAUGGCGCAGUCAGAAAGGGGCCUGUGAUCUCUUGGGAGCCAUGGCUUAUCUGGAUCCGCAACAGCUGGCGGCCAGUCUGCCCGACAUUAUCCCUCCACUAACUGUGGUUUUGAAUGACACCCACAAGGAAGUGCGCAAUGCAGCCAACCGCAGUCUGCAACGCUUCGGCGAAGUUAUCAGCAAUCCUGAAGUCAAGAGCCUUGUCAACGUCCUUCUUAAGGCUCUGAGCGACCCUACUAAAUACACUGACGAAGCUCUCGACUCCCUCAUCAAGGUGUCCUUCGUUCACUAUCUUGACGCUCCGUCCUUGGCUCUCGUUGUUCGUAUCCUUGAGCGCGGUCUGGGCGACAGGUCGAACACGAAACGUAAAUCUGCGCAGAUCAUUGGCAGUUUGGCUCAUCUCACUGAGCGCAAAGACCUCAUCUCGCAUCUGCCAAUCAUUGUUUCUGGUCUUCAGCUGGCUAUCGUUGACCCUGUGCCCACUACCCGUGCCACUGCAUCCAAAGCAUUGGGUUCGCUCAUUGAGAAGCUUGGGGAGGAUGCUCUUCCCGAUCUCAUACCCAACCUUAUGGCCACGCUCAAAUCGGAUACUGGAGCUGGUGACAGAUUGGGAUCUGCUCAAGCUCUUUCAGAGGUUCUGGCAGGCUUGGGUACGACCAGGCUUGAGGAGACGCUGCCUACCAUUCUGCAGAAUGUCAGCAGCUCGAAACCAUCUGUUCGCGAAGGCUUUAUGACGUUGUUCAUCUUCCUUCCCGCUUGCUUCGGAAACAGCUUCGCUUCUUAUCUGAGCAAAAUUAUCCCCCCAAUCCUUUCAGGAUUGGCUGAUGACGUCGAAUCUAUUCGUGAGACGUCCCUUAAGGCUGGUCGCUUGCUAGUCAAGAACUUCUCCUCGAAGGCCAUUGACUUGCUUCUACCGGAGCUUGAGCGGGGUCUUGCGGACGAUAGUUACCGUAUCAGACUGAGUUCCGUCGAGCUGGUUGGUGAUCUUCUCUUCAGUAUCACUGGUAUUACGGCCAGGACUGAUGCAGAAGAGGAAGUGGAGGAAGCCGCUCAAGCCGGGCAGUCGCUUCUCGAAGUCCUCGGCGAGGAGAGGAGAAACAAGGUCUUGUCUGCGCUAUUCAUUUGCCGCUGCGAUACUUCUGGCCUGGUCAAGAGCGCCGCCAUGGGAGUGUGGAAGUCACUUGUCGCUUCGCCCAAGACCCUCAAGGAUAUGGUGCCGACAUUAUCCCAGCUCAUUAUCCGCCGCCUUGGCUCCUCUAACAUGGAACACAAAGUCAUCGCAAGCAAUGCUCUGGGAGACCUUAUCAAGAAGGCAGGAGAGUCUGUUCUCGCGACUCUGCUCCCUACUUUCGAAGAAGGCCUUCAGUCAUCCCCCGACGUGGAUGUCAAACAGGGUAUUUGCAUUGCAUUGAGAGAGCUCAUCACCUCUGCUUCCCCUGAGGCUCUUGAAGACUACGAAAAGGUUCUUAUCUCAACCGUUCGGGUGGCCCUGGUGGAUAAUGAUGAAGAUGUUCGUGAAGCUGCCGCCGAAGCGUUCGACGCUUUGCAACAGAUCUUGGGCAAGAAGGCUGUUGAUCAGGUUCUCCCUCAUCUCCUGCUUCUCUUGAGGAACAGUGAAGAGGCAGAGCAGGCAUUGUCAGCACUCCUGACGCUUCUCACUGAGCAGACGCGCGCCAAUAUCAUCCUGCCGAACCUCAUCCCUACUCUUCUCACUUCCCCUAUCUCAGCAUUCAAUGCCCGGGCUCUUGCCUCCCUGGCCGAAGUGGCAAGCAGCGCUAUGACACGUAGACUGCCUACGAUCCUCAACUCGUUGAUGGACAAUAUCGUGGCGACCAAGGAUGAGGAGCUUCGCCAAGAGCUGAGCAGUGCUUUUGAUACCAUCUUGGUGUCUGUUGACGAGUCCGACGGUCUCAAUGUGAUGAUAAAUGCUAUGAUGACUCUUAUGAAGCACGAUGAUCACGUUCGUCGUAAGACGGCCGCAAUUCACCUCAAGAACUUCUUCGCGAAUGCCGAGAUCGACUACUCUAGAUACCAUCAAGAUUUGAUCCGGGUCUUACUCAUCUCUUUCGAUGAUAGCGACAAGGAUGUUGUCAAGGCUGCGUGGGCGGCGCAGAGUGAGCUGACUUCUCAUUUGCGUAAGGAAGAGAUGGAGGUUCUUACGAUCCCCACGCGACAGGCGUUGCGCGCUGUGGGCGUCCCUGGCGCUAAUCUUCCGGGCUUCAGCCUCCCCAAGGGUAUCACUGCCAUUCUGCCUAUUUUCUUGCAGGGUCUCCUGAAUGGAAGUGUCGAGCAGCGUACGCAAGCUGCUCUUGCCAUCAGCGACAUCAUCGAUCGUACUGGUGCGGACUCUCUGAAGUUGUUUGUCACCCAGAUCACGGGUCCCCUUAUCCGUGUCGUGUCCGAACGGUCGGUGGACAUCAAGUGUGCCAUCUUCUAUACGCUUAACAAACUUCUGGAGAAGAUCCCACUGGCCGUCAAGCCAUUCUUGCCCCAACUUCAGCGGACGUUUGCCCGUGGUCUGGCCGACUCUACGAGUGAGACUCUGCGCAAUAGAGCCGCCAAGGGUCUUGGGAUUUUGAUCACGCUGACUCCUAGAGUCGACCCUCUUAUUGCGGAGCUCGUGACUGGAACAAAGACACCUGACCUUGGAGUGAGAAACGCAAUGAUGAAGGCACUUCAAGAGGUCGUCGGCAAGGCGGGCGCUAAUAUGAGCGAGGCUUCUAAGAAUGCCAUUCUUGCUCUUAUUGAUGAUGAUGCCAGCGAUCAGACCGAUGCCGUGGCUAUCACCAAUGCCAAGUUGCUUGGUGCUUUGGUCAAGGUGCUUCCGCCUGCCACUGCGGGUCCACUCAUCAAGAAUCGGGUGCUGACAGCCAAUGUUUCCCACUCUUCGAUUCUGGGUCUCAAUGCGCUACUUGUCGAGGCACCGUCAGCGUUGACUGAACAUUUUGCCGUGGAGACGCAAGCGGUGAUCUGCCAGGGAGUAACCCACAAGGAUCCUUUCAUUUCCGACAAUAGUGUUCUGGCUGCAGGCAAAUUUUUGUUGAUUGAGGACGAGCAUCGCAACUUUGAAGUCAAUAAAGCCAUCUUCGAAGCUUUGGCGCCUUGCAUCCAGCCUGACGCGCCUUCCGAUACACGGCGACUGGCCUUGGUGGUUGUACGAACGGUAAGCCGACUCCAUCCGGAGUUGACACGGCCACAUCUAGCUCUCCUUGCGCCGCCAAUUUUCGCCGGUGUGCGCGACAUGGUCAUUCCGGUGAAAUUGGCGGCUGAGGCUGCCUUCCUCGCAAUCUUUUCUGUGGUGGAGUCUGAAGGAGCGGUGUUUGAGAAGUACAUGGCUGGUCCGGGGGCUGAACUGGCGCCGGGACCCAAGCGGAGCAUGUCGGACUACUUCAAGCGUGUUGCCCUACGCCUUGCCAGCCAGGCGCGGGAGCGAAAGGAGGCCGAAGGUGGUCAGGGUGGCCUGGGCCUGUCCAAUGAUGAGGCUGAUGACGAGAAGGAAUUGUGGAGCAUUGGCAAGGUCGACCUUGGAGAGGGGUCGUUCGGGGACGAGUAAAGGACAUGAUGGAUGUAUAGGUGGCAUGAAUUAGACUUAUAUAUACCCUUUGUGUUUCGGCUGGGGUUCAGUCUGAUGCAGAGGGGGAAGUAACUAUAUGAGUGAAAAUGGAUAUAGUGAUGUUUUUCUG